AUGACAAAGAUGAAUGAUGUGCUUGUAGAUGAUGAGUAUCUGGUUAAAAUAUUGAACGAUCUUUUUGAUGUCGAAGAGUAUGGUUAUGCUGCCAGUGUAUCUCUUGCCUAUCCAUGCCAAGAGGAUGCAGUGUGCAGUGUGUGUCUUGAUAGAAUGGCAGGCGGGCUUAUUUUUCUUGCAUGCGGCCAUCGGUUCCACUCGAAGUGUAUCGAGCUGUGGCUAGAGGAAAGAAAAAAUUGCCCAUAUUGUAGACAGAUGGUAAGCAGUUGA
Messenger RNA from Ordospora pajunii, 270 nucleotides. Its product is annotated as putative RING finger domain-containing protein. The coding region runs from base 1 to 270 and encodes 89 amino acids. The transcript has a single exon. Lineage: Eukaryota; Fungi; Microsporidia; Ordosporidae. The record is from RefSeq and is a predicted model, not a curated record.